Nicrophorus vespilloides is the source of this 1135-nucleotide messenger RNA. It is a transcript of the gene Swip-1, whose product is annotated as EF-hand domain-containing protein D2 homolog. Gene Ontology annotation, molecular function: calcium ion binding. The record is from RefSeq and is a predicted model, not a curated record. NCBI's taxonomy places the organism in Eukaryota, Metazoa, Arthropoda, Insecta, Coleoptera, Silphidae. Bases 292 to 876 code for a protein of 194 amino acids. The transcript has 3 exons.
AGCAGAUAACGGAGGUGGAGGAGAGUUGCGCACCGUACCGCACUGCACCGCGCCGCACCGAACCGCAGCUUCAGGACAUCAUAAUAACACAGAUAGUAUAGUGUGCGCUCGAAUCCAGGCACAGCACCACCACUACAACAGGCACUCCACCAUCCAACGCGAACGAUUCGUAUACCAUACGCACGCAGUCUGCCUUCAAGACAACACGUGCUCGCAGCACCAGACCAGUACGAUCACACUUGUAUUCAUACCACCUCAUCUACCUACCUACAGGCAUCCAGGACUUCGAACAUGUCUGCAGAUUCCGAGCUAAACUCCGUCCUCAUCAGGAGACAAGAGAUCAACGACGCCCUCGACAACGGACACGAAGUACAGCUCAAGUACAAAGUGGUGAAUGUUUACACCGAGUUCCACGAAUUCACGAGGAAAGAAAUUAAGCAAUACGAAACUACCUUCAAGAAAUUCAAUACAAACAAUGACUCUUAUUUGACUUUGGAUGAAUUGAAGAGGAUGAUGGAAGUAUUGGGAGCGCCUCAGACUCAUAUUGGACUAAAAGGGAUGAUCGCUGAGGUGGAUGAGGACGAUGACGGACGUUUGUCGUUCAGGGAAUUCCUCUUGGUUUACAGAAAGGCCAGAGCUGGUGAAUUGGACGCGGAUUCUGGAUUGGGACAGCUGGCUAAAUUGACCGAAGUGGAUGUGGACAAAGUUGGAGUGAACGGAGCUAAAGAGUUUUUCGAGGCCAAAAUUAACGAGCUAUCAAAGAAGAGCAAAUUCGAGAAUGAAAUACGUGAGGAACAGGAGCAGCGGAAGCAGAUGGAGGAGGAGAAGGCGAUAAGGAGACAGCAGUUCCUGGAAACGGCAGCCCUGUUCAAAUAGCUCGAAGCUCUCGCACCGAAAAAUCGUAUCAUUUAAUUGUUCUAAGAUGCACUCUUUCAAGAAUAUCUUUUUUUAUAUGAUCUUCAAAUAAUUUGUAAAUAACCAUUUUUUAUAUUUUGUUAAAUUCAGUAUUUAGUAUGUAAAGAUUUAGGAACUAAGACGUUUUAUAUAAUGAUAAGAGAGAGAUGAAUUGUGAUAGACGUAAUAUUAUAAUUUUAUUUUUUAUUUUAAUGCAAUUAAAGUAUUUUUUAAUUUAGAA